Spirometra erinaceieuropaei is the source of this 3027-nucleotide messenger RNA. NCBI's taxonomy places the organism in Eukaryota, Metazoa, Platyhelminthes, Cestoda, Diphyllobothriidea, Diphyllobothriidae. The record is from the annotation of a GenBank genome assembly.
AUGGAGGCAUUGAUGGGAGAGAAUUCUCAAUUGGCCUUUGAUGAAUAUGGGCGACCGUUCAUUAUUAUAAGAGACCAGGAGAAAAAGAAACGUCUCACGGGCAUCCAGGCUCAUAAGGUUUAUUCCCACUUAGAUUAUUUUGUCCAUAAUAGUCGCACAUCUUAGCUGCGAAGACGGUGGCGUGCACACUCAAGACAUCUCUAGGACCGAAAGGGCUAGAUAAGUUGCUUGUUAGCCCUGACGGAGAUGUCACUGUCACAAAUGACGGUCGGACUAUUCUGGAGAAGAUGGACGUGGAACAUGAAAUUGCAAAACUUCUUGUCCAACUGAGCCGUUCACAAGAUGACGAGAUUGGUGACGGCACCACCGGUGUCGUAGUCCUUGCGGGAGCAUUAUUAGAGCAGGCUGAGGCCCUCCUUGAUCGUGGGAUCCAUCCUAUUAGGAUUGCCGACGGCUACGAACUGGCGGCCAACAUUUGCCUGAAACUGCUUAACGACAUCAGCCAGGAAUUCAAGUAUUCUGCCGAGGACAGGGAGCCCCUUAUCAAGACUGCUAUGACUGCAUUGGGCUCAAAGAUGUAUGUUAUAAAGUCACUAAUUCCGUUUUAGUGUAAGCCGUUGUCAGCGCCAGUUUGCGGAGAUGGCCGUUGACGCAGUUCUUUGCGUUGCCGACCUGGAACGCAAGGAUGUUGACUUUGAACUUAUUAAAGUGGAAGGCAAGGUUGGGGGCCGUCUGGAGGAUUCAGUCCUAGUUAAGGGAGUUGUUGUCGACAAGGACUUCUCACACCCUCAGAUGCCGAAGGAAGUUAAAGAUGCUAAACUCGCGAUCUUAACCUGCCCAUUCGAACCGCCGAAGCCGAAAACAAAACACAAUUUGUUUGUAGAAAGUGUGGAGGACUACCGCAAGCUUCGCCAGUACGAACAAGAGAAAUUUACCGAGAUGGUGGAUAGGUAUGUUUUAGAUAAUAUCUCCUGCCGCCGGAUUGCUCAUCCUAGGUUGCUUCCGUGCGUAGCUGUCCCUGCUUAGAGUUUGUUUGCCUUCUGUGUACCCCUUGGAGGUACCUCCCUGCUCUUAAUGUCUCGCAUUUUCGGUUGCCCCUUUUGGGUUAAAGAACUUGCGCUGCUGAGUCGCAUAACAUUUGCUUUGUUUAGAAGUCUGCAACCUGUCUGGGCGGCAAAUCCCAGGAGUCCACCUUUGCAUCGUCACACAAACUACGCGCGGUUUAUAGCCGUGACCUGCCAUAGUUCCUUAGGCAUUUAAUCCGAACUCUGUGUCGUGCAAAUAGGCUCCCAGCCGAGUGUUAAGCGUCACUAGGUCGAAGAACUGUCAGACUUGUACGAUUCUGGGCGGCGGGGAAUUUGACGUCGGCUUUGGGCCUUCUUUAAAGAUGGCCUCGGAGACGGAGAAGCGUGCUGUCCGUUGCGAUAAUAGUUUUAGCGACACGGUUAUCCGUUUAGAGUUCUUUAGUGCUAGAAAAAUAAUGCAAGCAUGCACUUUGCAUACUUCUGUUCAGAGGGUAGAGCAGUCGCUAAGCAUGAAUCUCGGAGGCCUGCGCAUAAAGCCUCCAAACCUCGGCUGGGUCAUCCUCUUAGAUGAGGGCGUCACUGACAGGCGAGUGUGGUCCUUUGGUGUGUGGCGCUCGACUGGUAUAGGGAGCUGGUUUGAUCGACACCCCUACUUGUUUUGAAGUCGAGGCCACAAAAGAACUAUCUUGCGCAUGCUUGAGAUUUGUUCCAAGUGCGGCCAAGCUCUGUAAUUCGAAAACAUCGUAGGUAGAACUCACCUGAGUUUUGUCCACUGCAAAGCUAUAUUCAUAGGGAUUCUCACUCACCCAAUGUGUCCCUGCAGUUUUCACUUUCAAAGUCUAUUUCCGGAGUUUUGUCAUCGCGUUUGAUGCACUAAAGUCAUCAUCGCAUUUGCAACCUUCAGAGUUAGUGGUUUUUGCUUUAAAAUGUUGAUUCAGCGGUUUUUUGUGGACGUGAGUUUACCAUCGACCAAACGCUUCAUUCACCGUCCCCGCCCAAACCCUUCAUCCGCGAAUAGUUACAAGGCACCUUAAAAAGAAACGACUACCCAAAACGUCAGACCUCAAAUACACCUCUCCCGUUGAACGCCUCCUCAUUGAUAUGCCACUCGGGAAUCGCAUUUUCACUACUAUUGACAAGGCGCAUUUUUGGUCUCAGUCGUCUACCCCAAAUUUAGCGGAAUCUAGCCUAAAUGUCCAACUUUUUUUCUUUUUUUAGUGUCAAGGCGACGGGUGCAAAUUUAGUAAUAUGCCAGUGGGGCUUUGAUGACGAGGCCAACCAUCUGCUACUUAGCAAACAACUGCCAGCCGUGCGUUGGGUUGGGGGAGCCGAAAUCGAACUAAUUGCAAUCGCUACCGGUGGGCGUAUCGUUCCUCGCUUUGAGGAGUUAACGGCGGAAAAGCUUGGAAGAGCUGGGACCGUCCGAGAGAUGUGCUUUGGCACCACCAAGGAACGCAUGCUGGUAAUUGAGGACUGUCAGAACACAAAGGCUGUGACUUGUUUCUUGCGCGGAUCAUCAAGAAUGAUUGUUGACGAAGCGAAGCGCUCAUUGCACGACGCUCUUUGUGUCGUACGAAAUUUGGUGAGCUUGCCUUUCCAUUGCUAACUCUUCUAGGUUCGCGAUUCAAGGGUUGUUGCUGGAGGUGGCGCCUGUGAACUAGCCUGCUCCAUUGCCGUUGCGUCAGAGGCCGACCGAAUUUCUACUUUAGAACAGUAUGCGAUGCGCGCCUUUGCAGAUGCGUUGGAGUCCAUUCCCGUUGCUCUGUCCGAAAAUUCGGGUCUUCCAUCCAUCGAAACUGUUGCUUACGUCAAGGGUCGCCAAGUCCAAGAGAAGAAUCCAUAUCUUGGGAUUGAUUGUCUCAACAAAGGCACGUCAGACAUGAGGGAACAGAACGUCUUUGAAACUCUUACUUCGAAGAGGGCCCAAAUUAUGUUGGCUGUACAACUCUGCAAAAUGAUUUUGAGGAUCGAUGACAUACGCAUCUCCCCAGGAGAAAUGUAA